Messenger RNA from Lampris incognitus (smalleye Pacific opah), 813 nucleotides. RefSeq names its product probable global transcription activator SNF2L2. Bases 1 to 813 code for a protein of 270 amino acids. Gene Ontology annotation, cellular component: RSC-type complex. Gene Ontology annotation, biological process: chromatin remodeling. The record is from RefSeq and is a predicted model, not a curated record. Gene Ontology annotation, molecular function: protein binding. The transcript has 6 exons. NCBI's taxonomy places the organism in Eukaryota, Metazoa, Chordata, Actinopteri, Lampriformes, Lampridae.
AUGAAGAGACUAGCAGCUCGCCGCUAUGCUGGUUUGUUAAUUCUCUCCCCCCCAGCUGCAGCCGAUCCAGCUAGCCAGCCUGCAGACUGCAGCCAGCCUGAGGCAGGAGGGAACGGCUCUGUGGACAACAUGGACGAGGACAUCAGCCUGAAGAAACGGAAAGGUGACCACCAUGGAAAGAAAGAGCUGCAGAUCAUCCAGGAGGCCGGUGAAAAGGUCAAGAGGAAGCGGGGGCGCCCGCCAGCUGAGAAACUACCUCCCAAUCCCCCCGAGCUCACGAGACAGCUGAACACACUGGUGGACAUGGUCAUCAACUACAAGGACGGGUUGGGUCGUCAGAUCAGUAAAGGUUUCGUCCAGCUCCCCUCAAAGAAGGAGGUACCCGAGUACUAUGAGCUGAUUCGAAAGCCCGUGGACUUCAGGAGGAUCAGGGAACGUGUGCGUAACCACAAGUACCGGAGCGUGGGGGAUCUAGAAAAGGACAUCCUCCUCCUGUGUCACAACGCUCAGAGCUUUAACCUGGAGGGAUCUCAGAUAUAUGAGGAUUCGAUCGUCAUAAGGUCUGUUUUUGAGAGUGCAAGACAAAGAAUUGUGAUAGAUGAGGAGCAAAGAGAGACCCUUAAAGCUAGCCACAGUGACAACGGGGGUGGAGCUGAAGACCCGUUUGUUGCAUCUACAGUGAUGACACCGCCUAUACUCCUGAAGCCAGCGAUUAAGGAAAAGAAAAGCCGAAUUACAAUGGUCAAGAGACUCCACAGUGACUUAGACAGUGAUGAGGAUCCAGAGGAUAACAUCACGAAAGAGGAAGGCUGA